AUGAACCAGACGCGACAGACUCAUGCGAAAUCGUUCUGUCGGUCGUCGUCCAUGCUCGUGCUCGUCCUUGGGCUCGUGGGUGGGCUCGUCGUGACGGACGUCAAUGCUCGGACGGGGGCGGGUGUACCCCCGGUCAUGGUCAUGUCCGAUCUAGAGACGGACUUGACAGCCGAUUCAGCCACGAGGCCGGCUACGGUACUUCCGGCUGGACACGACGAGGAGGACGACACGAGUGGUUCGUCGUCGUCGUCGUCGUGGAACGUGUCGCGUUUCCAUCGGGGAGGCGUGAGAAGAAGGAGUCGGAUGAGACGUCGUAAGAAGGCGACGACGUCAAGAGCUGUAGGAAGUGAGGGAGUGCCAGCGACGAUCGCGCCUGCUAGUACGGAGACUGGUGCAGAGUCAGAAGUUGCAGCAAGAGAGAUGCUGAAGGGGGUUCCUGGUGCGGUUGGGACGCUGCCGACUCCUGUUGUAGAUGCUUACAAUACUUUGGGUACACCGGAAGCUCCAACUCCAGUCCAAAUGGAACCUUCGGUGCCUGCUGUAGUCUUAGCUGCAGCCCCGACGCCUGCUCCAGUCGCUCCCGAAGUACCAAAGCCUGCCACAGUCCCCACUGAAGCUCCGACGCCAGCUCCAGUCCCAUCUGAAGCAUCAAUGCCAGCUCCGAUCCCGGCUGAAGCUCCAUUGCCAGCUCUUAUUCCAGGUGAAGUUCCAGCUCCAGCUCCUGUUCUACCCGAAGCGCCUACACCAGCUCCGAUUCCACCUGAAGCUGUAAUACCAGCUAUAGUCCCAGCUGACCUUCCAGCACCAGCUCCUAUUCCAGGUGAACCUCCGACACCAGCUCCUAUUCUACCUGGAACUCCAGUCCCAGCUCCAGUUCCGGCUGAUGCUCCGACACCAGCUCCCAUUCCAGGUGAACCUCCGACACCAGCUCCCAUUCCAGGUGGACCUCCGACACCAGCUCCCAUUCCAGGUGAACCUCCGACACCAGCUCCUGUUCCAGGUGAACCUCCGACACCAGCUCCCAUUCCAGGUGGACCUCCGACACCAGCUCCCAUUCCAGGUGAACCUCCGACACCAGCUCCCAUUCCAGGUGGACUUCCGACACCAGCUCCUGUUCCAGGUGGACCUCCGACACCAGCUCCCAUUCCAGGUGAACCUCCGACACCAGCUCCUGUUCCAGUUGAACCUCCGACACCAGCUUCAGUUCCUACUGAAGUACUGACACCUGGUCCUACACCAGCACCAGCAGCUUUGACUCCAACACCGGUACCGAUUCCGGUUGAUGCAGACGUGCCUUUGCCGCCGUACAACCCAACGCCUGAAGCCCUGCCAAAAGUCCCAGCAAUAACGACACCAACGACUGCAGCAACUACCUUACCGACAGAACUUCCUCGUGAAGACAUUCCGUCUCCUAUCGAAGGUUCAUCUUCAAGUAACACGCCCAAUUCAACGACCGAUUCGUUCGACUCGGACGUGACCUCCGCCUCGACUCACUACGAAGACGCGACCCAGGACUUGGUCGACGAGAGCUCAGAUCGGACACCGGACGACAGUUCUUCGACUUCGUUGGUCCUCACGUUCGCGCCAAUUAUAGCGGACCACGCGACCACCGAUUCCUCUGCUGACCCGGAACUCAACCACGAUGUCCAUCAUAGCAAUGCCAGCACAUCUGCUGGCCGGCCGCGACCACUUGGAGGCUGGAAACUCGCGCUCGUCGUGAUCGGCGCUAUUUGUGUCGUCAUCGUCUCCAUCAUCUUGGUGCACAUGCGUUACGUGCGCGUGGCCGCAGCAAACAAGCGCCAUCGAGGCAGUUCUCAGCAACGGGCGCUCGAUUCUUUCUUCCGGCAGAACCGCGUGACCGUCGGUCGCGAAACUGGCAUCUCGUCCGGUGUGUUCGUCACGGACCCGCUCACUCCGCGCGACGAGAUCGCCGUGACGAUGCCAAUGGACGCAAGAUUCCAGACUCAAACGGUCGAUUUUACUGCAGCAGCACCAGUAGCAGCACCCGCGUACGUUCGAAGACCGUACACUCCAGGGGUGCUAGAUACCCCAACCGACAGUCACCAAGGCCAAGAGUUUGACUCGUUCACAGGUCCAGCACCGCUCGCUCUGUCGUCGAGCUCUUCGUCAUUGUACUGGUCCAACUCGGUGUCUUCCGACGCGAACUCGGCCUCGCACGAAAGUCUCGAUCUGUCCGGCCAGUUGCUGCCACCACUACCCGUUGCGAUUCGAGCUGCGCGUACGUCGUCCGUCACGUUUAGCACAGAUGUGAUGAGGGAUACGAAUCGGUCCGAGCAGUCGAGGAGCGGCUUUUCCGUCCGGUUCGCGACGUCAACGUCACCCGACGACGUCAACUGGACGAGUACGUCACAAUCAGAAGGCUUAGGUAGUAGUGCCUUGCCAGUAUCAGCUACAACGUCCAGGACAAGAAAUUGA
Messenger RNA from Peronospora matthiolae, 2436 nucleotides. Lineage: Eukaryota; Oomycota; Peronosporomycetes; Peronosporales; Peronosporaceae. The record is from the annotation of a GenBank genome assembly.